AUGUUUCUGUGCUUUUCAUUGUACUUUUCCACAAAACAUCCUGCUCCCAUCAGUACCUCAGGAAGUUCGUGCACAUCAGGCUUGGAGGAUGUUGAAAAAGGCUUUGGUGAGGAGGAAAUUGAAUAUUGGAGGAGAAAGAUGCAAGAGAAAACUGCGGAGGUUGAUCGGCUCGGCCAUGAGCAAAAACGUUUGAAAGCCUUGCUCUUGCGCUCUGGAAGCACCGAUGUGGCGGAGUACCUCUCCACAAGGGGUUGCGGUAUGCUCGAUGAGACCAUCGGUUGGUUUGCAACCUCGCUCUUCAAGUCCGCCUUCAUCCGCCGUGCCUUUUGCCUGCAUUUAUUUGUACUUUAUACUUGGAUAAUUUUCCUUUUAUGGUGGAUAUCCACUAGAACGCAUGCUUAA
Molecule: messenger RNA, 402 nt
Organism: Durusdinium trenchii
Lineage: Eukaryota; Dinophyceae; Suessiales; Symbiodiniaceae
Source: the annotation of a GenBank genome assembly